Messenger RNA from Thunnus maccoyii (southern bluefin tuna), 1596 nucleotides. Its product is annotated as ovochymase-2-like. Bases 1 to 1035 code for a protein of 344 amino acids. The transcript has 10 exons. Lineage: Eukaryota; Metazoa; Chordata; Actinopteri; Scombriformes; Scombridae. The record is from RefSeq and is a predicted model, not a curated record.
AUGAGGUUUAAUACAACUGAUGAGCAGCAGCAGGGAACGACUCUAUCAAGCCUCUGCAGCGUGAAAGAUGGGCCUGUAACUGACAGUGAGGGGGUGAUCAGAAACCCCGCCCUCCCUGGUGAUCACUAUGAAGAUAACGAGCUGUGUGUGUGGAGCAUCAGUGUUCCUCCAGGUUAUAGUAUUCUGUUGGAGUUUGAUCAUUUUAAUUUGGAGGAUGACUCAUACUGUCGCUACGAUCGACUAACUGUUUCAGUAGGGAGCCGAAGGCCUGUUGGGAUAUUCUGUGGAAGUGUCCCCCCGGGCCCAGUACUUCUGAAUAAUUCCCAGAAUGCAACACUUCUCUUUUCCUCUGACAUUAGCGGCGCAGGAAGCGGCUUUAUUGUCAGGCAUCGUGCUGUCCAGGGACACUCUGAUCCUGGAUGUGGGACAGUUGUUCUGGUUGAGGAUCAGGCUGCUGUCCAUAGCCCACAUUACCCACAAUUCUACAGUAAUGACUGCGUCCUCCGCUGGGUGGUGUAUGCUCCUGCGGGUCAUGUUAUUAAGCUGGACUUUGCUGAUUUUGACCUGGAGGAGUCAGACAGAUGCUUGUAUGAUUCCCUCACAGUCCUGGCAGAUGUGGAGGGAACAGAAGAGAUAGUGGUGCUGUGUGGUGGCAGUAUCCCUCCCCCCGUCCUGUCCUAUCACAGCGUCAUGGUGCUGCAGUUCACUUCAGACAGCAGCAUCACACAUAGAGGCUUCAAGGCAACUCUGGCAUUCAUUAGCCAUACAGACCUUCAUGAUCAUGACAGAACAGGUGUGGAGGGUCAGAAAGACGGUCGAAGAAGGCACCAAGAUGAUAUGACAGCUAAGAUUGGACACAUAACAUCAUAUGUGGACUUGGUUGCAGCAGAUGCAGGUGUGCAGCAGUCCAGCAGCAGAGUCCUGUUCCAGGAGGGUGAUGUGGACCAUGAGACCCCAGAAGACCCCAGAGUGCAUGUGGACAUGGGCUUAGAUGAUGAGGACUAUAGCAGAGAAGCCUCAGGGACGGAGCAGUAAUCAGCUGGAGGGAGGCUUGUAGAAAAAAGACAAAUAAGUUUCCAAAAGUGUCAUAUGUGGAAUGACAGUGGUGGUACGACAGUGUAUUAAGCUCAGAUGAGGAUAUUGAAGAGUUGAUGAAGGCAGCUGAAGGUAGAUCAUUUACGCAUUUAAGACAUUCUUUUUAUUUAAUAGAAGAUAGAUCUAUGGCCUUAUUGUCAUAGAAUGUAACAGUCAUUGGAUUUAACAAUUUUAAAUGAUUUUAAAAGAUUUUUUUGUUCUCUGUAGAGCUGAGCAGUACCCUUUCUCAGAAUGCAGCACAGAUUUUUAAUAAAUUUUAAAUGGGAUGUUAUUUAAGACCAUUAAUUAUAUAAAAGUGGAUAUUGUUAAAAUCUUUUUCUUUCACACAAGAACCAAUCACACUUGAAUUGUCUAUGUUUAGGCUUGGUGCCUUUUUUUCAGUCAGGUCACACCAUCUUAAUUGAAGUGCAUGGUGUUCAGGUGAUACAGCGGACUCAGGAUGGUGGGAAAUGUGUUCUGCAGUCAGGGCAUUGUAGUUUAUUGGUUAUUGUAAUAAUAAAU